Messenger RNA from Daldinia childiae, 702 nucleotides. Its product is annotated as Mitochondrial import inner membrane translocase subunit tim23. The coding region runs from base 1 to 702 and encodes 233 amino acids. Gene Ontology annotation, biological process: protein import into mitochondrial matrix. The record is from RefSeq and is a predicted model, not a curated record. Gene Ontology annotation, cellular component: mitochondrial inner membrane; TIM23 mitochondrial import inner membrane translocase complex. The transcript has 2 exons. NCBI's taxonomy places the organism in Eukaryota, Fungi, Ascomycota, Sordariomycetes, Xylariales, Hypoxylaceae. Gene Ontology annotation, molecular function: transmembrane protein transporter activity.
AUGUCCAUUUGGGAUGCGCUCACCGGACGAAAGUCCUCAUCCUCACAAUCGUCAUCUCCCACCUCCGCUUCUGCGCCCGCACCGACCGAAAACCUCACCCCAGCUCCCUUCAACCCAGAAGAUGCGCAAGGAGUAGACUCCUUCUUAAAGAGCUCCGCGUUUGCCGACCCCUCCUUAUUACACCCCUUAGCAGGCUUAGACAAGGACAGUUUAGAAUAUUUAAGCUUAGAGGACUCCGCUCUGUCAGAUCUUCCCGGCGCACACUCUGCGAUCCCUUCCCGAGGUUUUAGUGACGAUUUGUGUUAUGGAACCGGUAUCACAUACCUCACAGCACUGUCAAUAGGGGGCGUGUGGGGACUCCAAGAGGGAUUGAGAAGAUCUUCGGGUCAACCGCCGAAGCUACGUCUAAACUCGGUCCUGAAUGCCGUUACGCGGAGAGGACCAUUCCUUGGUAAUUCUGCGGGUGUUGUCGCCAUCACAUAUAAUUGUUUCAACUCGGGCAUCGGCUAUCUCAGAGGGAAGCACGACUCCGCAAACACCAUAGCAGCAGGUACUUUAAGCGGCAUGUUAUUCAAGAGUACGAGGGGGCUCCGGCCAAUGUUGAUCUCUGGUGGUAUUGUGGGCUCGAUAGCAGGAGCAUGGGCGAUCACGAAGAAAGUUGUGCUAUCUCAGGGGACUCAAGGGCACGAACAGCACCUCUAG